AUUGCUCUUUAAAGAAAGCCACACCCACUACAUGUAGCGGCAGCAGUACUCCAAAGGACGGAGGUUCAAGGAUAGGACGUAUCAGACGUCACUCAAAAGAACUUUUAAAGAACCUUCAACAAGCCCCGCCCACUUCCUGCUCAAACGAUGCCUCCGAAGACGGCGAUCUUUCCCUCAAUCCAUACGACAUCAUGAAUGGGAAAAUGUGUGCCACACCCCUUUUAAUCCCGAUAGAAGAGACGGAGGACGAGACCCCAAGGACGACACCCACUCUAAAGUCUCCGCCCGUUACUUCAAAACGAACAACUAGGACUCCGCCCAGUAGGGGACACGUUACUUUCGGGAGUGAUACAAUACUUAAGAAGGAAUUGGACGAGUUUUCAAAAGUUAUGAAUUUCGUAGAAAAGCAGGAAAAGGCGAAAGAGCUGAGGGUAACGUCCCCUUUUCUUCCCUCCCCUGCUCCCUCGUCCCUCCCUCUAACUUCCCCGUACUCUAUAGGAGUCCCCCAACAAAACUCCAAUCAUCAUCUUGUCUCGCCGCCUCCUCCUUACUCUGUUGCUUCUAACUUCCCCCCAGGACCAGGCUAUUUAAGAGGCCAUUGUCCUAGUCAUUACAAUAGCUACGUCACUUCUCCUGACACGCCCUAUUCUCUAGAGCCACGCCCACUCCAACACUUGCCCUCGUCUACUCUCUCUCAGAUUGGGAACCUCCUCUCGUCCCCGGUCUCUUCCACUGCUCCUUCACAGCCGCUCCCCAAUCACAUGUCGACGUUCGACUUUCCUUCUCAUCAGCCUGCCCCUCCCCCUCCCGGAUAUCAUCACCACGGCAACGGGAUGUUCCCUAAUCAGAUGUACCCCAUCCCCCAUCACCCUCCUCCUCCUCCUCAUCAGUCAAAUAAUGUUGUAUGGAAUGGAUACUCUCCUGUUGCAGGACAGAAAAGGGCGUUGCCUCAUGUUGGAGGAGACUACGUCACGCCUUCUCCUAAAAUGUCUCAUUGUCCUUCGUCAAUGAUGAACUAUCCUUUGGUACCCAAUCAGCUCCAGAACCCCUGCCCACAAUUUCCCCCUGGGGAGACACCCUCCUUUUCGCACCUUUCUUAAAUAUGCAUGGCCCCCUUCCCUGUUUUUAGGUGAUUGACAUUUUAAACUAUUAUUGUUUAUUAUUACUAUUAUUAUUAUUAUUAUUAUUAUUAUUAUUAAGACUUUAUUAAUUAAUUCAGUAUUAUGAUAGUUUGUUAUUUUCUGUUGUUUAAUUUUUUUCACUUGAUUAAUGAUUUCACUCUGCACUGUGUAGCACAGUCUAAAGACUUGUUUAUACAACUU
Molecule: messenger RNA, 1322 nt
Organism: Amphimedon queenslandica
Lineage: Eukaryota; Metazoa; Porifera; Demospongiae; Haplosclerida; Niphatidae
Product: extensin-like
Exons: 2
Coding region: 192-1100 (302 amino acids)
Source: RefSeq, a predicted model, not a curated record